CACAAUAACUGGCAUAAAACCACCUCACCAUUAUGCACUCUCUCACACAGAUCUAAAAAAUAUUAAGUAAACCAUUGCUCAGAGAUAUACAGUCAAGUCCACACUUCAAGUUCAAGAUGUACAUGUUUGUAAUCUCACUCAUCUUGGUGUCUUCAGUAUCUGCCGAGCCGUCGCAGAUGAAGGAAGAUGAACCGAAGCCAUGCUGCAGUCCAAGUUCAUUUACCCAAGAUUUAUAUGGUGCGACCACUUCCUUAAAAGAAGGCCAACUGUUGGAGGUUUUGUUCAAAGUUUUCUUGGCCUAUGACUCCAUCGAAGAAAAGAUAUCAAGCAGCUACCGUCUUGGUUUUACAAACGGAACCGAAGAGUACAUAAGAACAAUUAUCGACUACAAACAGAACGAGGCCUACACCAUCUUCAAAGAGGCGAUGGGUGUAACAUGUUACAAACAUACGAUAGAAACAGGUUUCGAAUACUACUGCCUUCCAGAGGACGCCGAAUAUGUUCGCAGCACAACCCUUGGCGACCGUGCACUGGAUGUGGAUAUUUGGAAAGCCACCGAGGAGUCCGAUUCGGUCACCACACAAGCGGUGAUAGUGCAUCAGAAGAGCGAGUGUAUACCCAUUCAUUAUGUGUACAGAACAUUUGACUCCCAAACUGAUGAGCAGCUUGACAUCAGCAAUAUCCAUGUUAGCAACUUCAAGCUAGGUAUCUGUGAUAAAGACGUCUUCCAUGUACCAGAUGCCUGUCAUCAGUCUGUAUUGUCCAAAGAGGAACCCAAGCUUCCAAAACACAUGUUGAAACUUCGUCGGCUCGGUCUGACUCGCGGACUUGGCUUCAACUUCGGCAAGAACUAGGAAGUAACGUGGUUGAAGGUGAUGCUGUAUUCCAGAGACAAGAAUUGGUUUAAUGUUUACCGUUUGAUUGAAUACUAUAGGCCUAGAGCAUAAGAUAAUGCUAAUAGUUGUUAUGCAGCUGUUUAGAUGUAGAGAAGAAUUAGUGUCGCAUGUUUUAUGCAAAUGUCUUAAAGGCUUUAAAAA
Messenger RNA from Asterias rubens (European starfish), 1037 nucleotides. RefSeq lists its product as uncharacterized. Gene Ontology annotation, cellular component: extracellular region; lysosome. Gene Ontology annotation, molecular function: calcium ion binding. Gene Ontology annotation, biological process: cell-matrix adhesion. NCBI's taxonomy places the organism in Eukaryota, Metazoa, Echinodermata, Asteroidea, Forcipulatida, Asteriidae. The transcript has 6 exons. The record is from RefSeq and is a predicted model, not a curated record. The coding region runs from base 117 to 854 and encodes 245 amino acids.